Exophiala viscosa is the source of this 1719-nucleotide messenger RNA. RefSeq lists its product as uncharacterized. Gene Ontology annotation, molecular function: DNA-binding transcription factor activity, RNA polymerase II-specific; zinc ion binding. The transcript has 2 exons. The record is from RefSeq and is a predicted model, not a curated record. Bases 236 to 1264 code for a protein of 342 amino acids. Gene Ontology annotation, biological process: regulation of DNA-templated transcription. NCBI's taxonomy places the organism in Eukaryota, Fungi, Ascomycota, Eurotiomycetes, Chaetothyriales, Herpotrichiellaceae.
UUCCAUCUGUUCGUCCCGGUCUUUCGAUACAUCUAUCGGCUGGCUCCCACUUCGCCUCUUUCCGAGAUCUCAUUUGCCAAGUCUGUGCUCUUGCUUUCCUCCUCGUGUUUAAAUCAUCCUGUGGUGUUUCAUACAUAUUCCCUUUUUCUCCACUACAGGGCACCCGGCACAACUGGUGCAUCUCUCUGUAUGUCUAUCUAGCGGGAGGGACGGUGAAUUCACAAUAUCCCUCGACAUGCCGACAGGCAAUACAAGGGCCAGUCUAUCUCCAACAGACACGACGCCCACAGGUGCUGGCAAUAACAGCAACCACGCUACACCCACGGCUGCCGCUGGGUCGAUGCCGAUUUCGCGGUCGGCCAACGCAACAUGGGACAAACCUGAAAGGGCGCGCACCAGCCAUGCCUGUGAACCUUGCCGCGAGCGCAAGACGAAAUGCGACGGUUCUCGUCCGGCUUGUCGCAGAUGUCUUCACACCGGCACUACGUGUUAUUACGGCUACGGCAAAGGCUGGAGGAAGCGGAAGACAGCAGAAGAUCUCACGGCGACGAGCCGUCGUCUUGCACGGUAUGAGAAUCUCCUCAACGAUAUCAUGCCCAUGGUUUCUUCCGAAGUGAGGGCUUUGAUCGACGACGCUCGUGACAACGUAAGUGUCCUGCCUGGUUUAUCUGAGUGUUUGUACAUGCUGAAUUUUUUGGACCAGGAUAAUUCAAACGGCUCAGAAACAAAUGACACCGAGUAUACUCUUGCUCCGCCUCGGCUCGAAUCGAGCAUGUCUUCUGGAGGACCUGGAAGUCGAAUCAUCCUUCCGCUGCCCGUACCCAGUCCGCAUGUGCCUUCGGUAUCACGAUCAUCUACUUCUUCAGGCACCUAUGAGCAUGUUGGCCCGCCGCCCACGCUCACCAAUGCGCUCUCUACACUGUCUACCGCGAGCUCAUUGGGGUCCCAGCGAAUGUCGCCCGACAACUCCACCCAAAUCACCCGUCUCCCGUCUAUCACCGCAGGUGGUAUCUUGAUCGAUGGGGAAUCAAAUGAUCCUUCACUGCCAAAGGCGCAAGCACUUCUGGAUGCUGGUGUAAUUUACGCGCAAGAUCGUUUGGGACCUCUACCUGCUUCUCCGACGGGUCGCGCGUCUUUUGGAGGUUGGUCAAACCAUGAACCACUGCCUCGCAGACCAUCUGCUGACAGUCGGAAGAGAAACCACGAGGGCGCACCAGUUCUCCCCUGGCUGAAAACCGUCGAAACCACUGCAGUCUCGAACUGAUGGCCUCCAAGUGCAGCUUGUUGCAGGGUCUCGAUCCCUGGCGAUAUGCAAAAGACUGUCAAGAACGAGUCAUGUCUCGAUACUUGACAAACGGCCGUGGGAUGGUCUAGACCUUCAAACGUGUUCUCUGGUGGGCACCACUCAGGUCUCCACGACCAGCGACAGGCGAUAUACCCAGGCCCAACCAGCUGUGUGGGCUACUGCGCGUGCAAAACAUAACCGCCAGUCAGCGGGCGACUCUUUGCGGGAUCCGGAAAAUUUCAACGAAUGGCAAAAUGGCCAACCGAACUUUUACCUCGGGUAUUAUUAUUGUGAUCAGCCAGUUUUGAUCACCGUGUCAUGAUGGCUUUUCACUUACGAUACUAGUUCGAUGGAUGGCACGUAUUUUGUUGUUGGUUGAAUAUCCAUCAUGGGCGAAUCUCGAUCGUACCCCGAGAGGGGGUUGUCUGGAUCGU